CAACUCACAACUCACACAGCACACUGUCAAAUCUCAACUGGCACAAGGUUUUUCCCUCUCUCUCUCCCUGGGUUGGUGCCCCUAUUUGGUUGCUACCAGUAAAGUUUAGUUCUUUUUGAAGUUUUGGUUGGUGGGGUUAGGGCCGUUGUGUUGCUACUGUUAAAGUAAUCAAGUCUAUUUUCCCUAGUGCCUUUCUAGUUACCUUCUACAGACCAGCUCCAACCAAUCAUAUAUGGCUUUUCCCUCUAAUAAACAGUAGAAGGGUUGAAGUAAAGGGAUUCGUGUUUCAUCUGGUACUCAUUGUUGAUUAGGAGAUGGCAGCAAAUGUGUAUAGGAAGAGAUCCGGAUCUGUAACUCUGAAGGAAAGCAGAGGUGAAAGCAAAUCAGAAGAAAUUGCUGUGGGUGAUGAUAUGACAAUAGGGGCUAUGAAAGAUGAAAUAGCCAGGAAGUUAGCUGGUGGGCGGCCUACUGGAGAGGUCAUGGCAAAACCAAGCAAGUUAGGAGACACGGUGCAGGUUAUUGGUGGAGAAGCGCUGGCAGAGACAGAUCCAAACAGUGCUCCUAAGGGAGAGCAACCAUUGGCAAACGAAAGCAACUCUGGCCAGGCUAAGAAGGAAGAAGAAGGCACAGAGAAAAAAUCUGUGAUGGAGAGUGACGAGAACUGUAUAACUCUGAGGCGGAAGAGGGGUGCGGAUGGAGAAAUGAUUCUAGCUUAUUUGCAAUCGCAAGAGAGAGGUUCACCAAGGCUUCGUCCAAGACAGGUGCCCACUUUCCGGAUGGUAGAUUUGGGUGAGAAUGAUGAUCACCGAAUUGUUGAGAAAAGAAUCAAGGUUUAUUGGCCAGAGUCACGGAAAUGGUUUACUGGGCACAUCAAAGCUUUCAAUGCCAAUAAAGGGCUGCACAGCAUUCUCUAUGAUGAUGGUGACAAGGAGGAGUUGAAUUUAAGGAAGGAGCGGUUUGAGCUUGAAAUUUUGCCAAAUGAGGGUUUCAACUUGAAAGCUGAUUCCAGUUCCAAAAAGAAAGGUAGGGGAUUGGAUGGUAAUGAGGUGAGUCCACUUACGCUGCCAGAGACGGCAUUUAAGGUUGAAGAUGCUAAAGAAUUGAUGAAGAGUCCAGUGUUGAAUGUUAAAGCUAAAGAAGUGAUGACGACUCCAGAGACAAAGAAGGAAAACGUGUCCAAGAAGGUGGGCAAAUUUGGGAGCUCGAAAUUGCAAAAGAAAAGUACAAAAGUUAAGCAGGAUUCGGCUGCAGGGAUGGAGAAAGUGGAUGCAAAGAUGGAGGUUGAUGUGAAACCAGGUGAUGAAGUCAAGAAGAGCAAAUCAGAGGUUGAUGUCAACGUCGAAAAAGCUAUGGAAGUUAAUCAUCAAACAGACAAUAAGAAGGCUAAAGCUCUUGAAGAAGUUGGUGAAAAGUAUGCUGAAGGUCAAAUUACCAUAUUGGCUCUAGCUGCUGUGAAGAACAAAGACGGUUUGGAAGCUGGUGAUGUGAAUGGAGAUAUGGAGGGCAGAGAAAAGCAGGCGGAACCAGAGAACACAACAGCUUCAGAAGAUGCUGUAAUCAGCUCCAUUUUGAGCUUUCGUUGCAUGAAAGACAAGAUGAAGGAUCUGUCUCCUACAGAAAAAGUUGAGGAGGAAGCAAUCAAAGAAAUCAGUGCUCAAGGAACCUCAGAUGUCGAUAUGCAGCUGUCCCAGAUGGAGUCAGCUCCCACUCUCACCAUUGAGAUUGCCAGUGCUGCAGUCAGCAAGUUGCUUUUGCCAAAGAAUCCUGAAGAAGGAAACCCUGAUCAUCUGCCGGAGGACCUGAAAGCAGAGAAGCGUCAACCUGAAGAAGCGAGCAAGCGGGGGAAGAAGUCAGCGAGCCAGAAAGCAGUGGAAGGAGGGAAGAAGACAGAGGGCAACUAACCGCCGAAGGAAACAAACCUUGGUAGGAAACUUUACAGUUUAAACAAAAGAGUGUAGGUGUUCAUAACUUACCCCAAAAGAAUAGGUGUAAUUUUCUCAUUUUCAGAAGGAUGUCUUUUAAGUGGCUGGAUGGUUCUCAACGUUUUAUCAUUUUGACAUUAUCCUGAUAAGAUCAAGUUUUUACCUUGAAAAGUUGCAAUUGCUGUUGUUUUUAAGUUUUUGUGGUUCUGUUUCUGGGAUUUUUCUGUAAAAUGCACCAUUUUCUCCAACUUUUGGCAACUUUGGU
Pistacia vera is the source of this 2187-nucleotide messenger RNA. RefSeq lists its product as uncharacterized. Gene Ontology annotation, cellular component: nucleus; chromatin. The record is from RefSeq and is a predicted model, not a curated record. Bases 315 to 1901 code for a protein of 528 amino acids. The transcript is spliced from 5 exons. Gene Ontology annotation, biological process: DNA repair; mitotic sister chromatid cohesion. NCBI's taxonomy places the organism in Eukaryota, Viridiplantae, Streptophyta, Magnoliopsida, Sapindales, Anacardiaceae.